GAAAUGCUUUUGGUUUUUUUCAGGUUUUGUUGGAGUUAUCUCCAUGCUGUUCUUGUCAUUGCACAAGAAUCUGCAUAUUGUAUUUGCAUUGCUGUUGAUGACUGCAGGAAGUGCUGGAGUGGCAAUAGCAGAUGUUACUGUUGAUGCUUGUGUGGCACAGAAUAGUGGUACCCAUCCUUCCCUUGCAGCUGACAUGCAAAGCUUGUGUGCUUUAAGUUCUUCUAUUGGUUCACUGGUUGGAUUCUCUUUAAGUGGUAUCUUUGUUCACUUAAUUGGCCCCAACGGGGUGUUCGGCUUGUUGUCCAUACCAGCUGGGCUUGUCUUGUUAGUUGGUGUUUUGCUCAAGGAACCACAGAUGCCAAACUUUGCUUAUCAACAGGUAACUCUGAAGUUUCUUGAUGCUGCUAAAGCUAUGUGGAAUACACUGAUAUGCCCAAAUGUGUGGGGACCAUGUUUAUAUAUGUACUUAUCCUUUGCAUUAAGUUUAGACAUCUAUGAAGGAAUGUUCUACUGGGUUACUGAUCCAGAGGCAGGUCCAGCUUUGUCUAAGGAGAGCAUGGGUUUUGUUAUGGCAGUUGGCUCUGUUGGCUCUCUUUUAGGAGCUGUUCUGUAUCAGUACGGAUUGAAAAAUCAUCCCUUUCGGGACCUACUCUUCUGGACUCAGUUACUAUAUGGCUUAUCAGGAAUGCUGGAUUUGGUGCUGGUUCUGCGCUUGAACUUACAAUAUGGGAUUCCUGAUUAUUUCUUUGUGGUAAUUGAUGCAAGUGUUUCUCAGAUGAUUGGACGGCUUAAAUGGAUGCCGCUUCUAGUUUUAAGCUCCAAACUUUGUCCUCCUGGAAUAGAAGGAACCUUUUUUGCCUUGCUAAUGUCAAUUGACAAUGCUGGACUUAUGUCAGCCUCAUGGGUUGGAGGCUUCUUGCUUCAUAUACUGAAUGUCACAAGGACAAGAUUUGAUAAUCUCUGGCUGGCCAUUUUGAUUCGGAACUUCUUGAGAAUCGCUCCACUAACUCUGCUGUUUCUGGUCCCUAGAGCUGAUCCCAAUGCUUCCAUUCUUCCAGACGAAGUUACAAGCUCAAAAGAGGGCUCUGAACCUACAGUAACAGAAAAUGUUGAACUUGUUAGCCUUGUUAAAGAGGGAGAUGAUUAGUUAGGCUUAUAGCAUAUAUCAGACCUUAAAAUGGUUAUAUACUAUAGUUGAUAUACACGGAUAUUCAAGAAACAGGCUUAAAUUUUCUCUGAGAUUCUUCCCAUUUUACAAUUUCAGAUUUAACAAUCUUCAACAUUCAUUGUAUUACCAGUCAUAUAAUGUCACGGAUGUCUUGUUAUAAACAAUCAAGUUGCAGAGGAUGAGAAAUUAGUGAAAGAACAGAGCUUUUUACUU
Molecule: messenger RNA, 1381 nt
Organism: Coffea eugenioides
Lineage: Eukaryota; Viridiplantae; Streptophyta; Magnoliopsida; Gentianales; Rubiaceae
Product: probable folate-biopterin transporter 2
Exons: 4
Coding region: 44-1147 (367 amino acids)
Source: RefSeq, a predicted model, not a curated record